Molecule: messenger RNA, 525 nt
Organism: Pediculus humanus corporis (human body louse)
Lineage: Eukaryota; Metazoa; Arthropoda; Insecta; Psocodea; Pediculidae
Product: Endocuticle structural glycoprotein SgAbd-2, putative
Exons: 3
Coding region: 1-525 (174 amino acids)
Cellular component (GO): chitin-based extracellular matrix
Molecular function (GO): structural constituent of chitin-based larval cuticle
Source: RefSeq, a predicted model, not a curated record
AUGAAAAUCAUAUUAUUUACCCUUGCCGUAGUAGGGACCGCUUUGGGUUUGCCCCAGUUUGGAAAUACCCGAAAUUCAUUUGCUAAACCAGUGUAUGGAGCCCCAGCUCAAACAUAUUCUUCAGCAAAUGUUGUUCCUAUUGUGUCUUACUCCAACGAUAUUGGACUAGAUGGUUCUUUUCAAUACAGCUACCAAACUGGAGAUGGAAUCAGUGCUCAAGCCAAUGCUCAAGUUCGUAACGUAGGCGGAAGGGACGUUGAAAAUUCUGUCGUACAAACCGUUCAAGGAUCUUAUUCUUACACCGCUCCUGAUGGUCAAGUUAUCACCGUUAACUACGUCGCCGAUGAAAAUGGAUACAGAGCAGAAGGUGCCCAUCUUCCAACUCCACCACCAAUCCCACCAGAGAUUCAAAGAUCUUUAGCUUUAACUGGAUCCCAACAAGGUCAAAGUUUCGGACAAGGUGUUCAAUCCUUUAGAACAGGACAAUUCGCAGUCCCAAAACCGGUAUACGGAGUUUCUGGUUAG